Molecule: messenger RNA, 351 nt
Organism: Helianthus annuus (common sunflower)
Lineage: Eukaryota; Viridiplantae; Streptophyta; Magnoliopsida; Asterales; Asteraceae
Exons: 3
Coding region: 1-321 (106 amino acids)
Source: RefSeq, a predicted model, not a curated record
AUGACAAUUUACUCCCAAAACAAAACUUCUUGUUUUAUGCUGUCCCUCUUCUGUAAAACGAAAAAUACACACCCAACUCAAAGGUUUGCGUCUUUCUCUACUCUUAAACUUUCAGUCUGUGCUUCUGAUCAACCCGUAACACCGGAGCAAACGGAACUUGUCGGAGGAGAAAGUCACCCGAAAACGAAACUUUGCCGGAUCCAUCAACCGUGUCGGAGACACGAAGACGUCGCCGGAGUUCCUCGAUCCAUUCGCUACUCGUUGACCGGAAGAGGAGUGAUGCAUAGAGAAACUGCAGAGAAAUGGUUGUUGGUGGUAUAGAGAUUGGACCAGAAUAGUGUGAGGUAAACG